CGCGCGCCGUCGCGCCGGCCGGGUGUCCCUGUGCAGCCGCCGCCACCGCCGCCGAUGGGGGAGGUGGAGCCGGCGCCCGCGGGCCCGCUCGAGCCCCCGGAGCCGCCCGAAGCGCUCGCGAGCCGCCGGCCGGGCGGAAUCCGGGUCCUGAAGAGAAAUAUGAAACGCAAUGGGAGCAGAAAUUGUUUGAAUAGGAGAAGCAGAUUUGGUUCCCGAGAAAGAGACUGGCUGAGAGAAGAUGUGAAGAGAGGCUGUGUUUACCUUUAUGGAGCCGACACGACCACUGCCACUGCAACCACCACCUCCUCUGCCUCGUCCUCCUCUGACUUACAUCUUGUCCUUUGCACAGUAGAGACCCCAGCAUCAGAAAUAUGUGCUGGAGAGGGAAGAGAAAGUCUUUAUCUACAGCUUCAUGGAGACCUGGUCAGGAGACUGGAGCCCGCUGAACGACCUCUUCAGAUGGUUUAUGAUUACUUGUCCAGGCUGGGAUUUGACGAUCCUGUGCGCAUACAGGAGGAGGCGACGAAUCCUGACCUCGGCUGUAUGCUGCGCUUCUAUGGUGAAAAACCAUGCCAGAUGGAUCAUCUGGAUCGAAUCCUUCUGUCUGGCAUCUAUAAUGUACGCAAGGGAAAGACCCAGCUGCAUAAGUGGGCUGAACGUCUCGUUGUUCUCUGUGGCACCUGCCUCAUCGUUUCCUCAGUAAAGGAUUGUCAAACUGGAAAGAUGCACAUUCUGCCUCUGGUUGGGGGAAAGGUAGAAGAAGUGAAGCGACGGCAGUACUCGCUUGCGUUCAGUUCAGCUGGAGCCCAAGCUCAGACCUAUCAUGUCAGCUUUGAGACCUUAGCUGAGUACCAGAGGUGGCAGCGGCAAGCGUCCAAGGUGGUGUCCCAGCGAAUCAGUACUGUUGAUCUCUCAUGUUACAGCCUUGAGGAGGUUCCUGAGCAUCUCUUCUACAGUCAAGAUAUCACCUACCUCAACUUGCGACACAACUUCAUGCAAUUAGAAAGACCAGGGGGCCUUGACACUCUCUACAAAUUUUCUCAGCUGAAGGGCCUGAACUUGUCCCACAAUAAACUUGGAUUUUUUCCUGUAUUGUUAUGUGAGAUUUCUACCCUGACUGAGCUCAACCUUUCCUGUAAUGGAUUUCAUGACCUGCCGAGUCAGAUUGGCAAUCUACUAAAUCUUCAAACCCUCUGUCUUGAUGGCAACUUUCUGACUACUUUACCUGAAGAAUUGGGAAAUCUGCAACAGCUUUCCUCUCUGGGAAUUUCCUUCAACAACUUUAGUCAAGUUCCUGAGAUUUAUGAGAAACUCACUAUGUUGGAUAAAAUGGUUAUGGCAGGAAAUCAACUGGAAGUCCUAAACUUAGGGGUGCUGAACAGAAUGAGCCAUAUCAAAUAUGUUGAUUUAAGGAUGAACCAUUUGAAAACCAUGGUUAUUGAAAAUCUGGAGGGAAAUAAAUACAUCACCCACAUGGAUUUGCGGGACAAUCAACUGACUGACUUAGAUCUUAGCUCCUUGUGUAGCUUGGAGCAGCUGCAUUGUGAGCGGAACCAGCUGAGGGAGCUGACACUCAGUGGCUUCUCCCUUCGAACUCUAUACGCCAAUUCUAACAAGCUGACAGCAGUGAAUGUCUAUCCAGUACCCAGUCUGCUGAGUUCUCUAGAACUCUCCCGAAACCUGCUAGAGUGUGUCCCUGACUGGGCCUGUGAAGCAAAAAAGAUAGAAAUAUUAGAUAUGAGCUAUAAUCUUCUGACAGAGGUUCCUAUGAGAAUUCUUAGUAGCUUGAGUCUUAGAAAACUGAUGGUGGGACACAAUCGUGUGCAAAACCUUCCGGUACUGGUGGAGCACAUCCCCCUUGAGGUGCUGGAUGUUCAGCAUAACUCACUCACCAGGCUGCCAGAUACCCUCUUCUCCAAGGCCUUAAAUCUCAGAUACCUGAAUGCAUCUGCAAACAGUCUGGAGUCUUUGCCAUCUGCCUGUGCUGGAGAGGAGAGUCUGAGUGCACUGCAGCUGCUCUAUCUGACCAACAACCUCCUGACAGAUCAGUGUGUGCCCAUCCUGGUCGGGCACCCACACCUGCGAAUCUUGCAUCUUGCCAACAACCAGCUACAGACUUUUCCUGCAAGCAAACUAAAUAAAUUGGAGGAGUUGGAGGAACUCAACCUAAGUGGCAACAAGCUUAAAACCAUUCCCACAACCAUAGCAAACUGUAAAAGGCUGCACACCCUUGUCGCACACUCCAACAACAUCAGCAUUUUCCCAGAAAUACUGCAGUUGCCUCAGAUCCAGUUUGUAGACCUAAGCUGCAAUGACUUGACAGAAAUCCUGAUUCCUGAGGCUUUGCCUGCUACUUUACAAGACCUUGACCUGACAGGAAAUACAAAUCUGGUUCUGGAACACAAGACGUUGGACACAUUUAGCCAUAUCACAACCCUAAAAAUUGAUCAGAAACCUUUGCCAACCACUGAUUCUACAAUUACGUCUACCUUCUGGAGCCAUGGACUGGCUGAGAUGGCAGGGCAGAGAAAUAAGCUGUGUGUAUCUGCCCUAGCUGUGGAUAACUUUGCAGAGGGGGUGGGAGCUGUGUAUGGCAUGUUCGAUGGGGACCGAAAUGAGGAGCUCCCUCGCCUGCUCCAGUGUACCAUGGCAGACGUGCUUUUGGAAGAGGUACAGCAGUCAACAAAUGACACAGUCUUCAUGGCUAACACCUUCUUGGUAUCUCACAGGAAAUUAGGAAUGGCUGGCCAGAAGCUAGGCUCCUCUGCUCUCCUUUGUUACAUCCGCCCUGACACUGCCGACCCAACAAGUAGUUUUAGCUUGACAGUGGCCAACGUUGGCACAUGCCAAGCAGUCCUGUGCCGAAGCGGGAAACCAGUGCCCCUCUCUAAAGUCUUCAGCCUGGAACAGGACUCAGAAGAGGCUCAGAGGGUGAAGGACCAAAAAGCCAUCAUAACAGAGGACAACAAAGUGAAUGGGGUAACCUGCUGCACCCGGAUGCUGGGCUGCACAUACCUCUACCCUUGGAUCCUCCCCAAGCCCCACAUAUCUUCCACUCCACUUACCAUUCAAGAUGAAUUGCUGAUUCUGGGAAACAAAGCAUUGUGGGAACAUUUGUCAUAUACAGAAGCUGUCAACGCAGUACGCCAUGUACAAGACCCAUUAGCAGCUGCCAAAAAACUGUGCACAUUAGCCCAGAGCUAUGGUUGUCAGGACAAUGUGGGGGCGAUGGUGGUUUAUUUGAACAUUGGUGAGGAAGGCUGCACUUGUGAAAUGAAUGGGCUCACCCUCCCAGGUCCUGGGGGAUUUGCUUCAACCACCAUCAUCAAGGACCCUCCCAAGCCAACCACUCCUUCCUCCAGUAGUGGUAUUGCCUCUGAGUUCAGCAGUGAGAUGUCAACUUCAGAGGUGAGCAGUGAGGUGGGAUCCACUGCUUCUGACGAACAUAACACUGUUGGCCUGGAUGCUGGCUUGCUUCCAAGACCAGAGAGGCGCUGCAGCCUUCAUCCAACACCCACCUCUGGGGUUUUUCAGCGCCAGCCUUCUUGUGCAACUUUCUCAAGUAACCAGUCUGACAAUGGCCUAGAUAGUGAUGAUGACCAGCCCGUCGAAGGGGUCAUAACAAAUGGCAGCAAGGUAGAAGUAGAAGUAGAUAUCCACUGCUGUAGGGGAAGGGAUCUUGAGAACUCUCCCACUCUUAGAGAGAAUUCUCCUACCCCAUGUCCUGAGGAACAUGCUAGAGGAGUAUUUUUGGGGAUCCGAAGACAGAAUAGUGUGAAUAGCGGCAUACUUUUGCCAGUGAGCAAGGACAAGAUGGAAUUACAGAAGUCUCCCUCCACUUCCUGUCUCUAUGGAAAGAAACUCUCCAAUGGCUCUAUUGUGCCCCUAGAAGAUAGCCUGAACCUCAUUGAAGUGGCCACAGAAGCACCCAAGAAGAAAACUGGCUAUUUUGCUGCCCCCACUCAGCUGGAGCCAGAGGAUCAGUUUGUUGUCCCUCGUGACCUAGAAGAAGAAGUGAAGGAGCAAAUGAAACACCACCAAGAAAGCAGGCCUGAGCCUGAGCCCAGUGAAGAGGAUCGGACCGAGCUCCCGGAGGAGUUUGACACAGCACUGUGAUCCUCCCCCAGGAGCCACAGCACUAGGGAAGACUGUGUAGUGUUGGGGUGGGGACCCUUCCAGAGCAUUUUGCCUCUUCAUUUCUAAACCAUAGAUAAGGGGCGUAGAACUUGGAGCCAAAAGUGGUGAGAGCUAUCAGGGUCUUGCUCUGGAUAAGCUAGUAAACACCAUCAGUGUUAAGUUUCACAUUUAACCUGCAUUGGAAUUCCCAGAGUUACUGGGGAGAAAGCAGAUGUUGCCCUGUAUCAGUCCUACCACCUGCCAUUAACCCUUUCUCUCCUAGGAUAAUUUUGAGAAUUUGCCUCCCUGGGCAGGAAAGGGACUAUUUCUGUGGAGGAAAUAACUGAAGAUUGAUUCUCUUUACUGAUUGCUGCUGAUGGAUCUCUGUGACAGAGAAAUCACUUAUAUCUCAACCUAACUGAUGGGAUGUGAUGUGACUAGUCACAUGGCUUUUCAUUCUUCUCUACGAGAAUACAGCCUAUUGAAAUGACGUUUAUUGGAAAUGUAGAACCAAUCAGAUAAUUUAUGUAUGUAAUGUAAUGAGAGCACUUUUUGUUGACUGUGAACUUUUAAUUUUCAAAUCUGCACUCGAGCCAAUCUUCUUAGAGGCAGCCCAGCACCUUUGUCCAUAGGCAGAAUGAUCAUCGGGUUUUGGAGCCUUCUUUGUGGGUACUAGGAAGGACCCUGGGGAAUUGAUUUUACUAUUAGAUAAUCAGACUCUGAAUGCUCCUGAGAAACUUGGAGUAGGAUCUUCUUUUGGGGAUGAAGAUGGGCAAGGAGUGAGGACUGAGACAACGUCCCCCGACAUCACGAACAGAAUAACUCCUUGAUAAAUGUGACACCUGCUAGGACUUUCCCAGCAGAUCACAAGGGAGGCAUUUGGGGAUUGGCCUCUUUCCCUAACAUGUGAUGGAGUUGGCAGUCAGCCUCCUAGGAUGUGGGGCCGAGGCUGAUGCUGCCUGCAUCCAAGUAACCUUGAGUUAUAGCAGAUGACUGAACAGACUGAGGCUGAAUGAGAACAGAUGGAUGGAGCUCAGAGUCAGACAAGUUCCUUCUCUUAUUCUAGAGCAGAGGGAUAGUUUUCUAAAAUGUUGGAAGUGAGGUGAGAGUUCAUCUUUUUAAUGUUUAACAGAGUACUCCUCUGAAAACUGCUUAUCCAUCUCACACGGUUUCAGAGUACUGGCCUCAAUUACUAAUACAAGAAAGACUUAAUUGAGAAAGUCCUACACUUACAGAAAACCUGGUUUACCAUAUUUUUUGCACAUUCCACAUAACCCUAGCAAAAUGCAAGUCCUUCCAUAUUUCUAUUGCCUUUUCCUUUAGAAGAUUUACUUAGGAAAAUUAAUUCCUAUUUAUUCCUACAAAAUUUUGACAUUGCUUGAUUCUACCCAAUGGGGAAUAUGCUUUGAAUUUUUAGAAUACUUUCAUCAAAAGAAAAUAGGGUAGAACCAUUUUUAAUUUGUUUCAUGAGAAACAAAAUGUUAAAGAUAGGGUUGGUAUAUACAUAAAUAUAGGGGGUUUUAUUGAAGUUUUUCUUGAAGCCAUAGUAGAAAACCAGAGAACCUGUCCACAAAUGGUUAUAUAUCUUCAUCUUCUCAGAGGCCCCCUACCCAUGUGCGUGUGUCGGUGAGGUACACUCUUAGGGGAUUCCAUACCAUUCCAAUGGCUGUCUAAUGUUCAACCCCUCAAGAAUCUGAAUUUGAGUCCCCAGAUUGUCAGGAACACUUGACUUCCCUGUGUCAGCUACUAAAAAAUUGUAGAACUCAGGUCUUGAGUCAAAGUGGAGAACAUAGUGGCUCAUACAAAGUUUCAGUGCUGUUAGAAAGAUGGGCACAAUAGUGUGUUGCUGCCUUAUUUUUUUAUAUGGGAAAAUAGAAAAAAUGGAAAUGAAGGAAGAACCCAAGAUAAUUGUGAUGGGUGAUGUAAAACAUCUUCCUACCCAGACCACAGUACCUUUGAGUUUACAAAAUAGUGAUGUUGUCUAAAAAAGAAAGUUAUUUUGAGAAUAUACCACUUUAAUAGUAUAAUCACUUAAAAAUUGUCCUUUAUCUGUGAACCCUUUUCUUGUCUUCUCAUUGUUUCCUACCCUACUUAUUAGAACCAUCACAAAACCCAGUUCUGAAAUGACUUUACCAGAAGUAAAUGUAUUUACUUUUUAGUCAGAAGAACUCUAAAAAUUCCAAGUGUUCUUGUGGUAGAUUUAUUUUCAGGAAACAUUAGGUUGUAUUGAAAACCUUUAAUAUAGGCUAUACCAAAACUGGUUAUUCUUUUUUGUAACUUCCUUUCAUUCAUUUCCCUCUGUAAUUGCUCUGUGUUCAAAUAGAAGGUAACAAGGCCAUAGCACAUUACCAAAAAUAACAUAGAGAACUCUUUUGGCCUAUGAGGUCAUUUACAGUCAUUGUGUGAUCUGAUUAGGUUGUCAGGUGGUGAAAUCCAGUAAUCUGUCUCCAGGUGAAGGUAAUAUCCCAGGACAGCACCGAUGAUCUCUAGCCCACAGAUUCUGGCCUCUGCAGGAUUCUCAGGUCUCUGUGUGUACCUCCCAUUUAAUAGAGAAGUGAAGAGAAUUUCUGAAAGAACAUCAUUCCUGCUUAUGGGAGCAGUUUGGGAAUCCCAGGGAAGAAGGAAAAAUACAUGAGUCUUAUUUGUAUCCUAAUGGAUUAGAAAUGUAUUUGAAAAUUUGAAUGCAGGAAUGUCAUAAAGCUACAGUGCUACCAUAGAGUCAUUGAAUUACCACUCCUAAUACAAGUGAGGGCUUUAUUAUACUACUGUAGAGUCUAUGUGUGCAAUAAGUUGAUGAGUUCAUUUUCCUGGUGUAUAGAAGAGCCAACAAGAGCAGCUUGGUAAUCAUUGGGUGCUAUUAUAAUUGUUUGUAGCGAGUGCUAUUUUCCAGGAGAUGGAGCCAGUUAGGUUUGGCUGAUCUACUGAAUAUCAAAUGAUGCUCUUCUUUCCAUGUAGACCUUCAGCAAAAGCAGGUACUUGGAAGCCACAGGCUCACCUUCUCUAUCUACUCAAUAAUUAAUGAAGAGACCUCCAUAAGGGAGCACUUGGCUGUUAUUGAUAAAUGUACCAAUUAUUAAAUAGUCUCCAAGCCAUUCAGUGAUGUCUGCAGCAUCACUAUAGAACUGUCUUGUGUCACUUUUUACUUCCCUCUGGGUAGAGCCUUUCAGACUCCCCCGAUCAUGGAGGCAAGUUAAUCUUUCUCUCCAGUUAGUGACUUUUGCCCCAUAAUUGGGUAAGCACUUGCUAGAUUGAGAAAAGCAGCUACAGUAAAUCCUGCUGUUUCCCUCAUUUGGUGAUCCUUCAAUCACACAUAAGCUCCUUGUAUUCUAAAUUCCAUGCACUUCUCCCAGAUGCUAUAGGGUUUUCUCUCACUGUUGCCAAUGGAUGUCAUCCAAACAGUGAGUUCAUAUCCAUGGUUUUGUGCAAUCAUUGUCGUAUUGUAGUCCUAAGACUCAUUAUAGUGUAUUUUUGAUAUUUUUGAAAUGUGUUAAAUUUUUUAAUUCAAUAAUAUGAGCCAGAGCAUGUUGCAGCAAAUCUAUUGUUUGUAAAAAAUAAUAACAAUAAUAAUAAAUAAAAUGAAAUGAAAUCUC
Molecule: messenger RNA, 7706 nt
Organism: Equus caballus (horse)
Lineage: Eukaryota; Metazoa; Chordata; Mammalia; Perissodactyla; Equidae
Gene: PHLPP2
Product: PH domain and leucine rich repeat protein phosphatase 2
Molecular function (GO): protein binding
Source: RefSeq, a predicted model, not a curated record